This is a messenger RNA of Anguilla anguilla (European eel), 2558 nucleotides long. RefSeq names its product ras-related C3 botulinum toxin substrate 1-like. NCBI's taxonomy places the organism in Eukaryota, Metazoa, Chordata, Actinopteri, Anguilliformes, Anguillidae. Bases 331 to 909 code for a protein of 192 amino acids. Gene Ontology annotation, cellular component: cytoskeleton; dendritic spine; plasma membrane. The transcript is spliced from 6 exons. Gene Ontology annotation, molecular function: GTP binding; protein kinase binding; GTPase activity. Gene Ontology annotation, biological process: actin filament organization; regulation of cell shape; cortical cytoskeleton organization. The record is from RefSeq and is a predicted model, not a curated record.
GGAGAGACCGGAAAUGACUCGAGAGGAGCGGGGAGCUCGUUUCCGUUGUCUGGGGCCGUGUUUUCUGUAAAGGCUGAGUAAUUUUGGGGUGGUGGCUGUUCGGUUCACAACCUCUUAUUGAAUAGUACUCGGUGUUGGGAUUUAAGUGUAAAGCCACCAGGAGUCGACUGUACCAUUUGAAUGCUGUUAGUAAGCGGGUUAGCUAGCUAUUCCAGUAAAACUGAUUUCAAUUUUACUUUUUACGGGCUAAACAAGUUGCAGAGAGUGAUCUAACGUGAAAUCUGUUACUCGUGAACACCCGGCAAGUGAACCGCGUUCCAAUCAGGACAGAUGCAGGCCAUUAAGUGUGUGGUUGUGGGAGACGGGGCUGUGGGUAAAACAUGCCUCCUGAUCAGCUACACCACCAAUGCAUUCCCUGGGGAGUACAUUCCCACUGUGUUUGAUAACUACUCCGCCAAUGUGAUGGUGGAUGGGAAGCCGGUGAAUCUGGGACUGUGGGACACGGCUGGACAGGAAGACUACGACAGGCUCCGCCCCCUGUCCUACCCUCAAACGGACGUGUUCCUGAUCUGCUUCUCACUCGUGAGCCCCGCCUCGUUCGAAAACGUCCGCGCCAAGUGGUACCCGGAGGUCCGGCACCACUGUCCCAACACUCCCAUCAUCCUGGUGGGCACCAAGCUGGACCUGCGGGACGACAAAGACACCAUAGAGAAGCUGAAGGAGAAGAAGCUCACGCCCAUCACCUACCCGCAGGGCCUGGCCAUGGCCAAAGAGAUCGGUGCAGUGAAGUACCUGGAGUGCUCAGCCCUGACGCAGCGUGGGCUGAAGACUGUGUUCGAUGAGGCCAUCAGGGCAGUACUCUGCCCCCCACCUGCAAAGAAGAGGCCCAGGAGGUGCCUCCUGCUGUAGACAUGGGGCAGGGGGGACGGGGGGCCAGGGGGGUGGGAUGCCAAAGCUCGGCCAGGGGAAGGCAGGGCGUAGGAUAAACACAGGAAGUGUUUGCAUUCAGAUAUACCAUUUUUAUAUUUUAAAUAUAGUACUACUCGUACUAUUUAGUACUUACAAUUCAUUGAAUUUUUUUUGUUGUUGAUUAUUUUCCCCCCUUCCUAUGCCUAGAUUUCACUGUUGGUGUAUGGGGAAGUUCCAAUCAGCUCUCAUCCUAAAUACUGUCCUCUAUUAGCGCAAACACUACAUAAUUAAUGUUCCUGUGGCCUUUUAAAAAAUAUUUUCUCCAGAAUUUUUGUGAGAAGGUAAACUGUUUAUGUCCUUAAUAUUCUUAUGGCUCAGAGGCCCCAAUGUGUGUUUAGUCUCUUUAGUCAUAUUGAAUUGAGGUGUUUCCAAAUUAACAGAGAGGGUUGGGAGGCCAGGUUGCAACCACUAUUAACACUUUUGUUUAAGGUUUUGCAUCAUGUGAAGUAAAGAACAGGUCAAAUGUUUAGUGAAAUGGUUUUGUGGUCAACAGACAAAAUGUAAAGUAACGGGGGGAAAAAAUGAAACUGUUUCUCAGUGUGCCAGGAGAGUUUGUGAUGCUAAACGAAAUUGUGUUGUAGCCAGACAGUCUUGUUGACCAUUGGCGUGAAUGAAAGUUUCUUCCUACAAGGUAACUGAACAGGAGUGCAGCUCUCACUACAUUCGAUACAUUUACAGCCAAAAAAGGUGGUCUUUGUGUACACUUGUUUUCUUGAAUGUCCUCACUUCUAAAAGACAUUUCUGUUCGUGUCCUAUAAUCAAAUCUGGCCUUGCUCUUCUGAUUGGCUAUGGUGUGAUUCCUGUAACUCAUGAUAGAGGAGCAGAUACACUGGAGUGGCGUGGCUGGAUUCUGACUGAAGAUUAAAGCCAAUGGGAGCAGCUCUGUCUAACCAAUCACCAAAAAGGGGAGGAGCAUCCCUCCCAGCCAUUUUUAUAAGUAUGAUGUAUAUUCUUGGUUACUGUUGCCCAGGCUCUAAGCUUCUCAUUCAGGACUUAAGCACCCUUUUUCUUUUUGUGUGGGGCAUUUAUAAGUUCAUACAGCUAUUCCCUGUUAACCUCAUUUUGUGAUUUGUAUUGAAUCUGAGUUACUUGUUAUGAAACCAAGCAUUUAAUUGUGAAUAAUGAAUGCUAAUUUAAAAAGAAAUACGGCUGCUUCAGCCUUGCCAGUUAUUGCAUAUCAUAUAAUCGGCACUGUGUUAUAAUAAUCAUGUGAAUUGGCUGUUUUUUAAGGACUCCUGUUAACUAACAAUGAAUGUGGUGGCAAAUUCAUCGAACCCUUUAAUGCAAAAAAAAAAAAAAAAAAAAACUAUAAAGCUUUCCAUUGCUGCAGACCAUAUAUAAUGUAUUGAAUUUACUGACGUGACAUCUUUAGAACUAGUGUAUUUUUUAUUUUUUCAGCCUGAAUCAUUAGAUCAAAACGGUUGAAACGACAGGGUCAGGAUCAACAUGCAGUGUUCAGCUGUGCUUUGUCAGCGCAGAAAAAGUAAACCUGUUGUAAGCAAACUGGUGGAAGGCCAUUUUAAUUUUCUGGAAGAAGGUAGCCGUUUUUCACAUUAUUUUCUGAAAUAAAAGCCAGUAAAUUCAGUUAA